CCGACGGGGUGCAUGCCGGUUAGCCGGCGAGGAUGCAGCCCGCACCUGCGAGCAUCCCGAGCUGCUGCCGCUGCGGCAGCCGCAACCACAGCGCAACCCGAGGACGCGGUGCCAGCGGCUGCUGAAUUUUCCCCUGUAGAGAGCCAGAGGAGAAAAAAAAACGAAGAAAAGAAGCCAAAAUCUCGGCUUGGUUCAUUUUUUGAGCUGUUCAAAACUAAUUUGUUUAUGGAAAUGCCCUGCGCCUGUAAUCGGAACAACUGGAGGCGAUGGAUCCGGCCCCUGCUUGUACUUAUUUACGUAAUUUCCAUCCUCGUCUCGGUUCCCUUCGGUGUUUGGGAACUUCAAAAACUAAAGGUUGGAAUCCACACCGAAGCAUGGUUCAUCGCUGGUGUCUUUCUGCUGUUGACAAUCCCUGUGUCCCUCUGGGGGAUUGUGCAGCACUUAGUGCAUUACACGCAACCAGAACUUCAGAAACCUAUUAUAAGGAUUCUUUGGAUGGUCCCAAUAUACAGUUUGGAUAGCUGGUUGGCUUUGAAGUAUCCUAAAAUCGCCAUCUAUGUGGACACCUGGAGGGAGUGCUAUGAAGCUUACGUCAUUUAUAACUUCAUGAUAUUCCUUAACAACUACCUAACAAUCCGAUUUCCCAAUUUGGUGCUCCACCUGGAAGCUAAAGAUCAGCAACAGCAUUUCCCCCCUCUGUGCUGCUGUCCACCCUGGGCUAUGGGAGAAAUGCUUCUUUUUCGGUGCAAACUAGGAGUAUUGCAGUACACUGUGGUCAGACCGAUCACCACUGUGACGGCGUUGGUAUGUGAGAUUAUUGGUGUCUACGAUGAAGGGAACUUUAGUGUCUUCAAUGCUUGGACUUACUUGGUUAUAUUAAAUAACCUGUCACAAGUGUUUGCCGUGUACUGCCUCUGGCUGUUUUACAAUGUGCUGAAAGAAGAGCUCAGCCCUAUACAACCUUUUGGCAAAUUUCUUUGUGUCAAACUGGUAGUCUUUCUCUCAUUCUGGCAAGCAGUGCUUAUUGCUUUGUUGGUUAAGGUUGGCGUUAUUUCAGAAAAGCGUACGUGGGAAUGGCAAAGUGCCGAAGCUGUGGCCACAGGCCUGCAGGAUUUCAUCAUCUGCAUCGAAAUGUUCUUCGCGGCAAUUGCUCAUCAUUACUCCUUCUCCUAUAAACCCUACGUGCAAGAGGCAGAGGAAGGCUCGUGCUUCGACUCCUUCCUUGCCAUGUGGGAUGUGUCGGAUAUCAGAGAGGAUAUUUCUGAGCAAGUAAGACGUGUCGGGAGAACAAUGCGAGGUUAUCCCCCCAAAAAAUGUUUUCCUGAAGACCCAGAGCAUACUGAACACACAAGUCUGCUUUCCUCAUCACCACGCGAUGCAGGUUCUCCAGGUUCAAAGUCAUCCUCACCCCAGGGCCAGUAUCAGGGCUUUGGACACACGAUCACUCCCCAGAAUGCAGCUGCUGCAGCCAAGCUCUGUGAAGACGUCAUGAUUGACAUCCCAGAAGAGCAGGGCCCUCCUGACAAUGCAGGCCAAUAUCCUGACUUGGAAGACACAGUGUCUUCACAGGACAAGCUCUCUGCAGACCAGAUGUCUGAAGAUGCCAUGAAUGACAUCCCAGACGAGCAGAAGAAGCUCCUUGACACAUCCGCAGACUCCUAGAGAGGUGCCACAGCUCAGAAUGUUCAAAAUUUCAGAUAGGCAAAGCCAGAUAUAACUACUAUAUAAUACUAAUACAUACAUGUUAGUAUAUAUAUUUGUAUAUGUUUUAUAUAUCACAAAUAACACUUAAAUUUCCUAGGCUUUGGCUUUCUUAAACUCUUAGGGUUUCAUAUAUUCAAACAGUAGGUAACAACUUCAGCUGAGUGUUCUUGCAUUUCUCAAGAGGAUGGACAUUUGAGGAUAAAAAAAUUAAAAAAAAAAUCAGUGCUUCUUACCACUGCAUGAAUGUAAUGCUCUGGACUGAAAAUGUAAAUAUAAAAUUCAGAUUAAUUUAAUUUAAUAAUCAUGUGCCAUUUAAGUUUACAUAAUUAUACUUCAAUUACAUGUCUUUCAAUAAAUCUAGUACUGUUU
Messenger RNA from Chionomys nivalis (European snow vole), 2073 nucleotides. Its product is annotated as transmembrane protein 184C-like. Gene Ontology annotation, biological process: transport. The coding region runs from base 13 to 1662 and encodes 549 amino acids. The transcript is spliced from 10 exons. Gene Ontology annotation, molecular function: transporter activity. NCBI's taxonomy places the organism in Eukaryota, Metazoa, Chordata, Mammalia, Rodentia, Cricetidae. The record is from RefSeq and is a predicted model, not a curated record.